Molecule: messenger RNA, 2358 nt
Organism: Humulus lupulus (European hop)
Lineage: Eukaryota; Viridiplantae; Streptophyta; Magnoliopsida; Rosales; Cannabaceae
Product: transcription factor bHLH62
Exons: 8
Coding region: 227-1987 (586 amino acids)
Biological process (GO): regulation of DNA-templated transcription
Cellular component (GO): nucleus
Molecular function (GO): protein dimerization activity; DNA-binding transcription factor activity
Source: RefSeq, a predicted model, not a curated record
ACUUUCUCAAACUUUCUCUCCUUUUCCCAUAUUCCAAACACAUUAUCAUUAUUUGUUAUUCUCCACUCCAUCUCCCUGCCUCACCCAAAAUCAAAUCAAAUUAUGCAAUCAUAUUCGACCCACUUUUAGUUUUUAUUAUUUUUUUGGGUUCAAAACUAAUACUCUUUUGCAUUUUUUCUCUCUUGGCCAAAAGAAGAAAAAAAACACACACAAAGCUUUUUGUUCAAUGGAGAAUGGCUUCUUUCUAAACGCGGCUAUCACACCAUCACUGCAUUUCGAAUCCUCCAACACCGUGCCUAACUGGCAAUCAGCGCCGUCUUCUGCUCCGCCCGAAAUUCAGGCCAUGGAGCUCAAUUGUUCGUCGGAGCGGUCCCCGGAGUACGGCUUUUACAACCCCACUUGGGAGAAGUCAACGGUGGACCAAGGUAUGCACUUUGACUCAGCUCUCAGCUCAAUGGUCUCCUCCCCGGUGGCUUCCAACAUCUCCAACGAUAGCUUCGUCAUCAGAGAAUUGAUCGGAAAGCUCGGUAACAUCGGCAACUCCGGCGAGAUCUCCCCGCAUUCCCGGACUUUUAUUUCCGCAGCUUCUGCGGCUCCGGCGCCGGCGGGUCCGUACAUUGGCGGAAACAGAAGUUCCAACACAUCCUGCUACAGCACACCUAUGAAUUCUCCCCAGAAAAUGAAGUUGGAAAAGUUGCCCAGUAUAGGAAAAUCCAUGGCUGUGAAUUCCACGGUGGCUGAAUUGUCGGCUGACCCUGGUUUCGCAGAAAGAGCUGCGAGGUUUUCCUGCUUCGGGAGUAGAAGCUUUAAUGGCAGAACGACCCAGUUGGGAUUGAACAAUAAUUCAGAGUUUAAUCCUCACGGACAUGGUAGUAGCACUAGUAGAUCUAAUAAUAACCCAUUAAUGGGACAUGGGAAGCUCUCGAGAGUUUCGAGUAGUCCUUCACUCAAGGCACUAGAAUCCCAAAUGGGUGUUCAUGAAAAACAAAACUCUCCAUUACAGGAUCGAACAGCUGGGCUCGCCGCCAACUCACAAGACGAGUCGACAGUCUCCGAGCAAAACCCAAAUGGCGAAACGGGUUUGAGAGUAGCCUCGAACGAGAUGAAUUCCCGGAAAAGAAAAGCUGCUGCGAAGGGAAAAUCCAAAGAACCUGCUUCGACCUCUUCCCCAUCUACCAAGGGGGUUGAGAUAAACGACAACUCAAAUGCAAAACGCAGCAAGCAAACUGAAGUGAAUAAGGGAAACGACAAAGGGUCACCCAAAACAGAGGAAGAGACAAAUGGAAAUAGUAAUGGCUUAGCAGGGGACGAUAAACAAGCCAAGUCCAGCCCAAAGCCACCGGAGCCCCCAAAGGACUAUAUUCAUGUCAGAGCAAGAAGGGGUCAAGCUACCGAUAGCCAUAGUCUUGCUGAAAGAGUUCGAAGAGAGAAAAUCAGUGAAAGAAUGAAGCUUCUUCAAGAUCUUGUUCCUGGUUGUAACAAGGUCACCGGAAAAGCACUCAUGCUUGAUGAAAUUAUAAACUACGUUCAAUCAUUACAACGCCAAGUUGAGUUUCUCUCUAUGAAGUUGUCUUCUGUGAAUACCAGGCUGGACACCAACAUGGAGACUCUAAUGUCAAAAGAUGUAUUUCAACCAAACAGCUCUGCGCCACACCCAAUAUUCCCAUUAGAUUCCUCGGCACAAUCCAUUUAUGGUCACCCAAACCAACCAAAUUCAGAACUCCACAGCGGCAUUUCUAGUGGGGCCAUGGCCCAUGGCUCAAUGGACCCAUUAGACACUACUGCACUAUUCCAAAGCCUUGGCCUGCAAUUACCCCAACUCAAUGGAUUUAGUGAACUCAUUUCUCAGUAUCCACAAUUUGGUGAGGAUGACCUGCACACCAUUGUUCAAAUGGGUUUUGGACAAAAUCAGACAAGAGAUGGAUCUUUGCAGCCCCAGAGUCUCAAUGGUCCAAAUCAAGUGUCCCAUAUGAAAGUUGAGCUGUGAUCAACAUCUUUCCUAAUACAUAUAGUUGCUGCUGUAAAUAGAAGAGUUAAUCUGGAUCGUCCGAUCAACAACUAAGCCUUUUUUUCUUUUUCUUUUUUGUACUUAUUAUUUUCUUGGCAUUAAGCCACAUUUAUCCUUAGCUCUAUAAAAGAGCACCAUUUUUUUGUUGUAUUUUCUUGAUGUAAUUUUUUGUUUUCUAUUAUUUUUAAGGGAGUAUUAUUACCAAGAUGUAAAAUCAAAUUAUGUAUUUUUGGUGCAUAAUUAUAGAGCACCAGUUGUAAGAUAGACCACUAAAUUGCUAAUUAAUUAGAAGAAGAAGAAGAAGAGAAAGAAGAAGAGUCAUUUUUCUAAUCAAAAGAUUUGUUGUUGAA